AUGUUUUUCAACAGCAUAUCACUAUAUUCAAUAUCUUUUAUUGGUAUUAUAUUAAUUAUUAUUGUUUUAAGUCUUUCAAAUACCCGGGUUAUGUUUGCAAAUCAAUUACAUACUAAACGAAAGAAACGUUAUUCAAUAAAUAAUGAUACAAAUGAUUUGAAAAAUUCAUAUAUGACAAUUCAAAUGAAUCCAUUUUCAAAUUUAGAUAGCAUAAAAUACAUUCGAAAUGGAAUACCAAUACCAUUAGAAGAUGAUGAAGAAUUAAUGAAAUCCGAAAUCUCAUUAAAAUUUUAUGAAAAUGAUGCAAUUGAAUUACGUUUAGAACAAGAUUUCGAUUCUGACAACGAUACAAAUGAUGAAAAUGACAAUUAA
This is a messenger RNA of Rotaria sp. Silwood2, 372 nucleotides long. Lineage: Eukaryota; Metazoa; Rotifera; Eurotatoria; Philodinida; Philodinidae. The record is from the annotation of a GenBank genome assembly.